GGGGGAAGGAGGGCUUCGGUCCGUGCCGGCCUCCACGCGGGAACCUCGUCCCUAGUGCUUGCCGCGCGAAGCGUAACUCCGGAAUCCGCUUCAAAACAGCUCCCACCCCCUCGUGUCUCAGAGUAGCAGUACGAGGCUGAGCUCUGAGCGAAGCGAGUGGGCCACGGAGGCAGAGAGCCCUCCGCGGGGCCUCCUAGAAAGCGCUUCCAUCCACGCACCUCAGGGCCUACUGGCGUCGCGGGAUCUCCCAGGCGGCCGGAGGAAGGCGUGUCCCCUGCCGCACUGAGGCUGCGUGAACUCCCGGGUCCCGGGCGGGGCGUCCUUCACGCACGCCGCGUCGCCGUGGAGACGGGGGCGGGGCCGGCGCGAGACUUGCGUCCUGAGGCGCGGGAAGCGAGGAGGCGGGCGAGGGCCGCGCGGGCCUGAGGAGACCGACCCGUGUCCGCCGGGAUUUCUCCGAGGCGCGAGGCGGCAGAGCUCGGCUUCUCCCGCCGGAGCCCAGCGGUGAGCGCUCGGUCCCUGCAAGCCCGGCCGGGUGACUGCCCUGUGGAAGCUUCCGCUUCCUCCUCCUCUGGGAGUGCAGUUAGAAGGGCAAGAUGAAAGAAUUUUUGAUACAUGAAGAAUCUGUUCACUGAGAAGUGUGUAUCAAGCCACUGCUUGAAUUUUCAUCAAAAAGGGAUUAAGCGGAAAAUGGAGAGGAAGGCUGACUCCAGGUCUUUUAGGGAUGGUGCAGUUAAGAAACCUUAUUCUCCAAAGAUACUGUCCAAAAAGAAGUCUCCUGCCUUUUCUGGGAUCCGGAGUGAGAUAUCUAGGGCCAGUCACCCUGUACAGUAUCCCCCCUCACAUGCCAGGACCCGCAGGGGCCGGCUAAGAGAACUGCGCAUCAGAUGCGUGGCCAGAAAGUUCUUGUAUUUGUGGAUUCGAAUGACUUUUGGAAGAGUUUUUCCCUCUAAAGCCAGGCUUUACUAUGAGCAGAGAAUUCUGCGGAAGGUCUUUGAAGAAUGGAAAGAAGAGUGGUGGGUUUCCCAUCGAGAGUGGAAACUCCGUGUUCGAGCCGACUGUCACUAUAGAUAUUACUUGUACAACCUGAUGUUCCGGACCUGGAAGACCUACGUGCAUCAGCAGCGGGAGAUGAGGGACAAGUACCUGAGAGCCGAGGAUCAUGAUGCAAAGCAAAAGAUGCGACAGGCUUGGAAGUCCUGGCUGAUCUACGUGGUUUUUCGUAGGACCAAACUUCAGAUGCAGAGCACCGCCCUGGAGUUGAGGCAGCGGAAUAUUUUGUGGGUGUGGUGGAGCGCGUGGAGACGGCGACUGGGACAGGUCCGCCUGGGCCGUGCCCUCCAUGCCUUGGCCGUGAGGCACAGGGCCCAGAGCCUCCAGCUGCAGGCUUGGACACGGUGGCAGGAGCAGCUCCUGCGUGUGUGCAGGGAGAGGCAGGAGGUGGUCUCCGCAGUGAAACACCAUCAGCACUGGCAGCAGUGCAGAGCCCUGAGGGCCUGGCUUGGAUACCUGCAGAUGCGCAGAGAGAAGAGGCAGCGGAAAGAGAUGGCCCAGCGAUUCCACCACGUCACUGUGCUCCAGACACACUUCUGUGAUUGGCGGUGGGCCUGGGAGCGGAGGGAGUGCUUGUGUGCCCACCACGUGCGGGUGGAGGAGCUGGCAAGGAGGAUGGUGCUGCGGAGGGCCUUUACUCACUGGAAACACUACGUGCUGCUGUGCGCAGAAGCAGCUGCGCAGUGGAAGGUGGCGGAAGAGCACCGCAGGCGCAGCAUGCUGCAUUUUUGCUUUAGAGCCCUAAAGGACAACGUGACCCGUGCCCAUCUCCAACGAAUAAGAAGGAAUCUUGCUCACCAGCAGCAUGAUGUCAUGCUGCUGCACAGGUUCUGGAACCUCUGGCAGUCUCGGGUUGAGCAGAGGGAGGAAAGUGGGCGGCUCCCCUUCCUGCGUGCUGCCUGGGACCACUACAGAAUAACAUUGCUACGCGAGUAUUUCAGAUUCUGGUUACGGUCUACUCAGAAGAGACGAUCCCAGCAGCUGUUACAGGCCAGAGCAGACAGUCACUUCCAACAGAGAGCCCUCCCUGCAGCCUUCCAGGCAUGGAGAAGACUCUGGUGGUGUCGCCAGCAGGAGAGAGUCCUUGAGGCCAGAGCAGCGCGGUUUCACAGGGAGAUGUUACAGAAGCACGUGUUUGCGGUUUGGUGUCAGAAGAUGUCUCAGCAACAAGAACACUGCUUGGCAGAGAGAAUGGCCAUCCUCCAUGCAGAGCGGCAGCUUCUGCGGAGGUCCUGGGCCACGUGGUGCCAGCAAGCAGCAGCGUGUCGCCUGGAGUGGCAGCGGCAGGCCGUGGCCUGUGCCCACCACCACCUCGGGCGGCUCAGGAAGGCCUUCUGUGUCUGGAGGGAGAAGGCCCGAGGGCUCAGAACAGAGAGGACGGGCAGGGCGCGGGCUGCACGGUUCCACGCGGCACGGCUCCUGCGUUGGGCCUGGACCAGGUGGAGGGAGCGCCUGGCCCUGCGCGGUGCCGAGCGGCAGAAGGUGAUGCGAGCUGACCUGCAUCUCCAACACACCUUGCUGCACAGGGCGCUGCAGACCUGGGGGGUUCAUCAGAGCCGGGUGCGGCGCGUCCUGCAGGAGGCGGCAGCCAGGGAGAGCUGGCACCAGAGGCAGCUGCUGCGGGGUGUGGUACGUCGCUGGAGAGAGAACGCCGUGGCCCACGCAGAUGAAGCAAAGAAGGCCUCUCGAGCAGCAGCUCACUACAGAAGGACCCUGUGCUCCUCGGUCCUGAUUGCUUGGCGGGAGGCGGCAUCAGUGCAGCUGUACUACCGACAGCAGGAGGACGGGGCCAUCAGGGAGGCGCAGAUGGUGCUGAAGAGGGGCUGUCUCAGGACCUGGUUUUGGCGCUGGAGGGACCGCAGCCGCAGCACUGCCCAGCAGAGGGUCCAGAUGCAGAGGGUGGCACAGCAUUACCACCGGCAGCUGCUGCUGCAGGCCGUGGCCCGCUGGAAGGCGCACCACCUGGGCUGCGUCAGGAAGAGGCUCCUGCAGAGACAGGCUGCCCGACUCCUGGCCCAGACACUUAGCCGGACCUGCUUCCAGCAGUGGAGACAGCAGCUGGCGGACAGGAGGCGGGAGCGGCAGGGCACGGCACGGGCCCUGUGGUUCUGGGCCUUCUCACUACAGGCAAAGGCAUGGGCCGCCUGGCUGGGCUUUGUGCUGGAGACAAGGAGAAAGAAGGCGCGGCAGGAGCGGGCGGUGCAGGCCUACCACCAGCAGCUCCUCCAGGAGGGCGUCACGCGCCUCCUGCGCUUCGCGGCGGGCAUGAAGGCCUUCCGGCAGCAGCUGCACGCCCGGCAGCAGGUGCAGGUGGGCCAGGGCCUCCCACCCUCCGUGGGGAGCGGGCGGGCACAGCAUGACCUGACCAGAGGCCGGUUGCAGGCGGCCCACAGUCUCCACCGUGUGGUCCGGCGCUGCGCCACGCUCUGGAAAGAGAAGGCACUGGGCCCUGGCAGGGAGCCUCCGCCCCCCACGUCCGCUGUGUCCAGCAGGAGAGUGACGUUUGAGGGUCCCCUUCCCAGCCGAGUCGCUGCUGGGGCUGGUGAUGCCUCCCUGGAGACCAGGAGGCCACCAGCUCCUCGUGGGCUUCGGGGUGCUCUGGACAGCCUGGCGUCGGCCGCCGGGGACCCCCACAUCCUGGAGCUUAGCGCUGCCUGCUGGGCAAGGAAGCAGCCGCGACGCCCAAGCUUCCUGCUGGAACCCCUGCAGAGCCAGACGCCCCUGGGGUGUGGCACCCUGGGGGGGCAGGGGCCUGAGGCACUGUGGGAGCCUGGGCCAGGCGAGGUCCUGCCAGUAGGCCCUGCCCUGAUGACACCCUUCCUGGCAAAGGCCCGGACAGCACUGGACCCAAGCAGCCCACUGCCAAGCGCUGCUGGCCUGAAGCCGCCACCCACAGGCCCAGAGCUGCUGCCCCCUUCCUCCUUCAGGCCGCAUGGGCCAGAAGCAGCUGCCCGGGCGUCAGCCCAGCCAAUGACCCCUGGACUUUCAUCCCAGGUCCCUUCAUCCCUGGCCAGUGUCCCCAAACCCUGUCUGCUCCUUCCUGGGGACUUCACAGGCAGCAGGCCUGGGCCUGGCUCUGACACUGCAGGUGUGUACCUGGGGCCUAUCAGUGCCUCGAGUGCACGAGUCACUCCUGGCACGUGGGACCCCUGGGUUCAGCCUGGGCCUGGACAGGAUGGUCAAGAUCAAGCUUAUUCUCCUGUCGCCACUGACCACACCGACCUGGAAGCCGAGCUUGAGGGCAUCCAGCAGCAACUGCAGGACUACCAGACCACGAAGCAGAACCUCAGGUCCUGCCAGCGGCAAGCAAGCAGCCUGCGGCGGUGGCUGGAGCUGAGCCAGGAGGAGCCCAGGCGGGAGGACCAGGAAGCAGAGCGGCAGGUUCAGGAAGAGCUGCAGGAGGUGGAAGCACAGAUCCAGCAGCUGGCCUCCAAGCUGCAGGCCCGGCGCCAGCCCAUCCGCGCCUGCAUCGCCCGCAUCCAGGCCCUGCGGCAGGCUCUGUGCUAGUCACCACCCCAUGUCCAGGAACAGGAUGCAAAGCUGCAAUGAGUUUUUUUUUUUUUUAAUUUCAAAACGUUGCAAUUAAAUGAAUCACUGUUCAGAAGUCUCCCACUUUUCAUACAAAAAUACUGUGCUACUGAUACAGUUGAAAAAGUUCAAAUGGCUUCUCCUGCAGGAGAAAUUCACAGCAUCCCCAGGAAACAUGAAACCUGGCCCUGUCCCCACCAUCAGUGGCUCCCCAAGGCCUGCGUACCUGUUACCUGGGGACAGGUUUUCUAGGCACUGACAUUUCCCCCCUCCCCCACACAUCAAAUAUACCACCAAGGUUCCUCCGCCUCCAACAUAAGCCCCUGAUCAAUAGCAGCAACUUUUCUGUACUUUAUGUAGGUCUGGAUAUGGGGAGGGGACCCAAGCUCUCCCUUGGCCCCAGCAGCUGCCUGCCCUGUCUGCUUUGGACACCACUGAGGGGGGGUUAUAAUGGGGUCUGCCUACUGGAAAGAGGACCUACCAGCUCCAGAAGGUCACUCAUCAGGGCCUGCAAAGCACCAAGCCAUUACUGGCCACCCUUGGAAGUCACUGGCAGAGUCGGGGGUAACGCGUUCAGCCACAAGUGCAAAAAGAAGCCAGCUUUUCCCAACAAGCAGGGUGGGGCGAAUUUGGGAACAGAGAGCAGUUGCAUUGAAGGCCCUGGUCUGGGGCCCACAGUCAGUGCCAGGAGGCACCUCACCCCGUGCAAGGAGGCCACAAAGCAGUGACAGGAGGAGCAGCGAGAAGGUACCUUAACUACCACUUACCAUCUUAGAACGGAAAUCAGACCAACUGAACGCUCGGCCAGGAGGUGCAGGGUCUCCAGUUUAUACAACACAUUAAAAAAUCUCCAAGAGGGAA
Molecule: messenger RNA, 5442 nt
Organism: Hippopotamus amphibius kiboko
Lineage: Eukaryota; Metazoa; Chordata; Mammalia; Artiodactyla; Hippopotamidae
Gene: SFI1
Product: SFI1 centrin binding protein
Exons: 31
Coding region: 616-4560 (1314 amino acids)
Molecular function (GO): phosphatase binding
Source: RefSeq, a predicted model, not a curated record